AUGCAGAAGCACCAGGGUGAUCGUUCUACUACGUCGGGCGCGAAUAUCACUUGCGUCAGGGAUCUACUGCCAUUCUUGUUCCACGCCAGGCUCGAGGGAUUCGUCACAGACGGCGGCUCCGCCUGCGCCUGCCCCACCUCCGCCUGCUGCGGCUACCGCGGCAAGUCGCUCUACGACCUGUUCCACGAGCUCAGGGACGUGCCCGCCGAGGCGUUCGCGGAGAAGUUCCGGGCGGCCGCCGGGGUACCCAUGCCUGUGCCCGCCGCCGAAGCCUCGUCUGCGCCGCAGGGGCAGCAAGCGGGCGCGCCCGCGAGCUGGGAACCCAACGGGGUUCAGGUUGACGGCGUGACGGCGGAGCCCCCUUCGGCCCCUGCGCCUGGACGGGGAGACGUGGUGAUGCUGACCGAGGAGGAGAAGGCCAGCUUGUGUCUGCUUGGUUCGAAGGAAAGCAGUUCCACGACUGAGUCGGACACUAUGUGCGGCGUUGAAGGGCCUGCGGCAGAACAGAUCAAAGACGAAACAGGUGGUGACCCUGUGAUGCAUGAUGUUAAAGUGCGAGUGACAGAAACGAAGUAUCAGCUAGACAGUGACCUUAGAGAUGUUAGAGGAUUGCUGUCCACUGGACUUCUUGAAGGUUUCAGGGUGACCUACAGGAAGGAUGAGGUGGAGAACGUUGGACGUAUAAAUGGACAGGGUUAUUCUUGUGGCUGCCCACAGUGUAAUUACAGUAGUAAUAUUAUGAAUGCAUGCGAGUUUGAGGCACAUUCUGGUCAGUCAUCCAACAACCAGAAUGAUCACAUCUUCUUGGAUACUGGGAUUUCUCUAUUCAGGGUGGUGAAAGCACUAAAACCUUGUAAGCUUAACAUGCUUGGGGAUUUCAUUGAAGAAAAGAUUGGUUUCACUCCUAAUUGGGAUGAGUAUAACAAGUGGAAAGCUUCGUUUCAAAAGAGGAAAGAUUAUUUAGAUGCUGUGGCUUCAGAUGGUUGUUCGACUCAGAGUUCACGGGGGUUGGCUGCGGGGGAGAUGAUUUAUAGUUUGAGAAACUACUUGAAAGAAUCUGCCAGCAAUAGCAUCUCAAACCUUAACUGGAGUGUAUCUAAAAGGCGGUCUGGGAGACAGUUUAGACAAGGAGGCAGUGAGACUUCAACUCCAACCUUUAGUGGAAGCCCAGGCAAAGGGGUUUCUGGUCUCUCUAUUGGCACCUCAGAGAAGAAAGGCACUGAAGAAACUCGCAGUGAGAACACACAAGGCCCUCUCAGCAUCGAUGGUGUUAAGUCUGAUUCUCCAGUACCUACUGCAGUAAGCCCUAACUACUGUAAACAUGAUUCCACAAAUUUAGGGCUUUCUUUAUCAAGUCCAGUAACAAUCGCGCAAGGGCCACUCCCAAACUACAGCAUAGACUUAAAGUCAAAAGAAUCAAAAACAAGGGAUACCACUCUGCAUCCACUGAUUUUCAAGGAGGGUGGCCUUGCAGAUAAUACUUUGUUGACUUACAAGUUGAAGAGUGGAGAGGCUCUAAAGCAAGGGUAUAAGCGGGGAACAGGUAUCAUCUGUAACUGUUGCAGUCAAGAGUUUACUCCUUCACACUUUGAAGAACAUGCUGGCAUGGGGAGAAGACGGCAACCGUAUCACAACAUUUAUACAUCAGAAGGAUUAACACUUCAUAAGCUAGCUCUGCAACUGCAAGAUCAUUUGAAUUCAAAUGGAUUUGACAAUGCUAGUGUUUCCAGCUUCAGUUACUACCCUAACCUUACUUCUUCAUUAGGUUGUGGCAGAGAACCUUCUACUACCAGUGGACCUAUUGUUCCCCUGAAACGGACUUUACAAGAAAGAGUGGUUGAAACAGAGAAUUGCUAUUUCUGUGGGUAUGGCCACACAACCAUUGGAAAUAUUGAUCCAGACACGAUUAUCUUCUGUAACCAGUGCGAGAGACCAUGCCAUGUGAAAUGUUACAACAAUAGAGUUGUAAAAAAGAAGGUGCCUCUGGAAAUUUUGAAAGAAUACGUGUGUUUUCGCUUCUUGUGCUGCCAAGAAUGUCAAUCGCUUCGUGACCGUCUAGAAGAAGGAUUGGAAAACAGUGAAGAGAUUACCUUCCUUAGACGGAUAAGAUCCAAUAUUUGUUGGCGGCUUUUAAGUGGAAUGGACUCAAGUAGGGAUGUCAAACUCUACAUGCCUCAGGUCAUUGAUAUCUUCAAAGAUGCAUUUGUGGAAUCUACUGAUGAGCACAGUGACAUCUUCUCAGAUAUGGUUAAUUGCAAAAAUGGAGACCAAGAGAAGGAUUUUCGAGGAAUGUAUUGUGCACUGUUAACUGCAAGCACGCAUGUUGUGUCUGCUGCGAUUCUGAAAGUGCGCAUGGAACAAAUUGCAGAACUGGUCCUUAUUGCCACUCGUAGAGAGUGCAGAAAAAAGGGUUACUUCAUACUUCUCCUAAAGUCAAUCGAGGCAAAUUUGAGAGCCUGGAAUAUAAGCCUUCUUACUGCGCCUGUUGACCCUGAAAUGGCGCAAAUCUGGUCAGAGAAGCUCGGGUUCACCAUUUUGUCAGCUGAAGAGGAGGAGUCAAUGCUGGAGUCGCACCCCUUGGUGAUGUUCAAGAACCUAGUCUUGGUGCAGAAAUCACUUGCUUGA
Molecule: messenger RNA, 2625 nt
Organism: Miscanthus lutarioriparius
Lineage: Eukaryota; Viridiplantae; Streptophyta; Magnoliopsida; Poales; Poaceae
Source: the annotation of a GenBank genome assembly